AUGGAGCUGGAGUCAUCACAGUCGUACGCCAACUUCCGCGCCUGGUGCCCGCGCAAGCAGGUGAGCAUCGGCGUCAACCACCCUGUCGAUUGGAGCUACUACGACUGGGGCCCACGGAGCUACCCGGAGCCUAUCGUGUGCCUACACUCAGUCCUAGGCUCUGCCGAGUGCUUCUUUCAGCAGAUAAUCUCCAUCGCCCCGCGCGGCUACCGCGUAAUCUCGGUACAGAUUCCCGCCUACUGGACCGUCUCCGAGUUUUGCGACGCCUUCCACAACUUUGUGGACACCAUCCCGCACAGGAGGCUCCACUUUUACGGCGCGGGCCUCGGCGGCUUCCUGGCCAUGCACUACACCGUCCGCAAACCGGAGCGCGUCGCCUCUCUCAUGCUCACCCACUCAUUUCUUGACACGGAAGCUCUCAAAUUCGGCCUUCCGUACUCGGCAGCCAUGCUCCGCUGGCUCCCAGACUUCCUCGUCCGCUCCUCGUAUCGCACCAUUAUGCCCAAGGGCCGCGUGUCUAUCGAAUUGGCCAACGCCGCCGAGCUGGCCAUCGGCCACACCAUGAAGCGAUCCCGCGAUGAGCUUGCGUCCCGCCUCGCCCUCGCCAUGGCCCAUUCCUCCGUAGUCAGCCGCCUGCACAUCCCGCAGACAGCCAUCACCAUCAUCGACACUCUGGAUCGCUCCGCCCCGGCCGUCGAACUUACCCAGCAGACGACGGGCUACCUGCCCGAUGCCCGACGUGCGUUUCUCAAGAGUGGCGGCGAAUUUCCGUACAUCGCCGUCCCGGAUGAGGUUAAUGUUCACCUUGUCGUUCACUUGCGGCGCCAUGCGAAGUCGCCAGUCGUCGAUCUGCCAGUGCCGGUCCCGGCGAAACCUAAAGAGCUGCCUUUGUCAACGCGGCGGCGGCGCGAGAUGGAGGAGGCCCAGAGAAGGGCGAGGGAUGCGCAGGCGAAGGAAGAGAAUGCCAAAAAGGCCCCACCAGUUGCAAAGCGUCCGAGGAAAACAAAGGAAGAACUUCUGGAAGAGGCAAAUGCAAUUGUUGACGCAGAGGAAGAGCAGGACAUAGAUAAGUUCUCCGAGGAGAUUGGCCGUUUACGAGAGUUUUUGCCUGAGCGAGGAGAGGCAUAUCUUGCUGCUGUGCUAAACGAGUGCGAAGGAAGUCUUGACGUGGCCAUCUCAAAAGCUCUAGACGAGCAAUAUGAAGGUUCGUUCUAUGAUGAUGCUAGGUUGCAAGCUGUGGAGAACGUGCUUGGUGGCCUGGAACAAGCGGAAGAAGACAGGUACGCGAACGAGCCCUCUGAAGGCAACAGUCGACUUGCGGAAGACGAGGACCAGGUGGAUGCCGUCGAUGAGAGCCCUCUCGCAGGCGCCAACCCCACCUGCGGCACGGAGGAGCGCGCCGAUAGUAUCCUCGCCAAAUAUAGACAACGGGGUGCCAUUCCACAGGACCCGCUAGCAGAGACUUUCACCCCGUCAAGCAAUGUGCAGGUCGAAGAAGGUGAAGAAGUCGGGGUUCAUCUUUUAAAUGAAGAUGAGACCAGCGAAGAGGCUGUUAACAUGGCAAUGACGCCUCCAGACUCUAGUUUGGCCCCCUCCAACACAACUUCUCCGCUUUCACAGAAAAGCGAUCAGCUGUUAGGUCUAAAUGCGAAUAGCCCUACGAAUUCCACAGUAUCGGUCGUUUAUACAAGGACAGGAGGAUUUCGCGCAAGCGCGGAGAGACCGGACGUGUCGAAUGCCGUUAAUGCGAAGUUGACCGGCCACUUCUCAGCGGAAAAGCUAGACCGGAAAACGACGAGACGGAAAUCGUUUCCUGAAGGCGGAGAUUUUGUGGACGAGUACAUCUUGUCCGAGAAGGUGGGGAUGCGGUCCAGCGGGGCGCUCAUCGGCAGAGGUCCAGCACCUUACAAUAACCAAUCGUUUAUCAGUAACGUAGGCUCGGGAGAGUCGUGGAUGAAGCCAAGCAAGAUUGCCGAGGAGGGCGACGAGGAGCACGAGGCUUUGCUCAAUACUGGGGCAAGUCUUCUGGAGGGGGAAGGGAACCCGUUCGACUUGUCCAGAGAUGAUUCGGGGUAUAGCGGGGAGCAUCGGUCGCGGGAUGGGAGUGCGACACAGUCGCGAAGCAGUACACCGCCAUUCUUGUCCAACCAUGGGAUGGCGGCGGCGCAGGACAGCGGGUUUGUGGCGGCUGAAGGCGAGAUUGUUGUUCACACAGAGUCAGGCGACACGGAGAAUUUUUCGGAAGAAAUGCCAGAUGAAUGGGAGCGAUUCCGCGGGCGAGAAAGCCACGAUGCGACGAAGGGUGAGGGUGUGGCAACAAGCAAAGCGAAGGUGAGCGAAGAAAGUGUAGGGCGCAAACUUGAGAAGGAGUUUGACCUCGACGCAGCGGGAACGGAAGGCCAGGAGUCUGCCCGGUUGCGAGAGUGGGCGAUGUCUGCGCAGGCGGCGUCGCAGAAUGUACACCGAUAAGUUAAAAGUAUAUAUUGUAGCAAGCAAAGUAUAAACAUACAUAUAGUACUG
Messenger RNA from Chondrus crispus (carragheen), 2520 nucleotides. RefSeq lists its product as hypothetical. The record is from RefSeq and is a predicted model, not a curated record. The coding region runs from base 1 to 2469 and encodes 822 amino acids. The transcript has 2 exons. NCBI's taxonomy places the organism in Eukaryota, Rhodophyta, Florideophyceae, Gigartinales, Gigartinaceae.